Messenger RNA from Rotaria socialis, 351 nucleotides. Lineage: Eukaryota; Metazoa; Rotifera; Eurotatoria; Philodinida; Philodinidae. The record is from the annotation of a GenBank genome assembly.
AUGUCAAAGGUCGGAUCUGCUGCUACUCAUUGGAUUAGCUGUGAUAUAGUAUUGACCAAUGCGGAUCAACUAUGGAAAUCUCAAAAUGCAAUGAUGCUUGAAUCUGAUGUCUGUCGUCUCGAAGCAGUAGCUGAAUUGGAUACAAGUUCGUCCGAACUCGGAUUAUCACCAGAAUACAUUCAAAAACUGAAAUUAGUGACACUAGGCUCACCAAUUGAAAUUGAAUCACCACUCGAUGCAAAGAAGACGGAGGUAACCGUCUUUGGACCUGUAAUAAUUGAUUUUUGUGAAAAACAAAUAGCAGUGCCAGUCCAUGAAUUUGAAUAUACGCUUCGAGUGUUAUUAGGUUAG